Messenger RNA from Paramisgurnus dabryanus, 2155 nucleotides. The record is from RefSeq and is a predicted model, not a curated record. Lineage: Eukaryota; Metazoa; Chordata; Actinopteri; Cypriniformes; Cobitidae.
GCAAACAGAUUGUCUUCCCCGGGCGUUGAAAUGGAACGUUUAUGUGUAAUUCUUCUGCUUAUAAGUAAAACUGCAAUAGUCAACACGCAAUUCAAUGGGUUCAACUGUGACGGCAACUUUCACAGCCGGUUUCCCACUGAGCGGGACAUCAGCGUAUACUGUGGAGUCCAAACCAUAACACUGAAGAUUAAUUUCUGCCCCGUACUCUUCUCCGGCUACAUAGACACCGAUCUGGCACUCAAUGGUCGUCACGGUGAUGCUCACUGCCGAGGGUUCAUAAACAACAACACUUUUCCUACAGUUGUGCUGUUUAGCAUCAGUCUUAGCACGCUUGAGGCCUGUGGAAACUUACUAAUGGUCUCUACGGCUCAGGGACCCAACGCCUAUGGAAAUGUCUCGAUGGUCCAGAUUGGAAGCAUAUCGGGAUACAUCGACACUCCGGAUCCCCCAACGAUCAUCAGUUACCUGCCGGGACUACUUUACAAGUUCAGCUGUAGUUACCCUUUGGAAUACCUGGUCAAUAACACGCAACUCGCUUCGUCGGCCGCAGCGAUAUCAAUAAAGGACAGCAAUGGUACUUUCAUAAGCACCUUGAAUUUACUCCUGUACAACGACUCCUCAUACGUCCAGCAUCUCGCCAUGCCUAUGGCUGGACUUACUUUGAAGACACGAGUGUACGCCGCUGUAAAAGCCACCAACCUAGACCGGAGGUGGAAUGUUUUGAUGGACUACUGUUACACGACGCCCUCCGGGAAUCCUAAUGAUGUUCUCCGAUAUGACCUUUUCUUUGGCAGAUGUGAUAAGGACCCGCAGACAACCGUCUUCGAGAAUGGGAAGAGCCAGAUGGGCCGCUUCUCCUUUGAGGUGUUUCGCUUUGUCAAGCACAAGAACCAGAAGAUGUCCACCGUCUUUCUGCACUGUGUAACCAAGUUGUGCCGGGCGGAUGACUGCCCUAUGCUGAUGCCUAUCUGUGGGAAAAGGAAGAAAAGGGAUGUGUCGGAAAGAACUGGAACGGCCUCUGACAACGCAGUCAUAACAGCAGGACCCAUUAUCACUAGAAGUGAUGAAACUUCCACCAAUACUUCCCAGAUAGCACAGUUAAACGGGCCACAGUUCAAAAUGAAUUCGGUUACGAGCGCUUUGAUUUCUGCCAUCGCAAUCCUUGCCGUUAUGAGCAUGUGUUUCUUCAUCCUGUCUCUUACGCUGCUAAAGGGGAACCAGACGCCACAAACAGCCCUGACAGGAGCCCACAACCCGGCUUUCAGCUAAACACACACACAAAAAAAAUUGUGUUUCAGCUGAACAAUGCAACAAUACCUGUUACUUUUGGAGAGCUCUGCAAUUACAGUAAACAUAAUCAUGAAAUACAUGGGAAAUAAUAUCAUUCUAUUACACGACACAUAAAAUUGCUGCUGUUAUGAAUACCCAACAUCAAUACGGCUAUUUCUAUCACUGUAACUACACAAGAGCACCACAUUUCUUUUCUAUAUUCCUAUAGAAAAACAUCUGACCCAUCAAGUUGAUAUCAGGAGUGAUCGUGCAGUAUGUAACGCAUACUUCAAUACAGCUGAAUAAUUAUUUAAUUGCACUUGUACAUUAAACAAUGGACAGAGCAGUGAAAUGUUUUAUACAUAUAUUUAAUUUGUUGCUAAAGAUACAGUUACAGUUAUACCUCAACUCUUCGCCGUAUUUUUGCAGGGUUUAAGAUCAGUUACACCAGGAACACAAGCAGAGGUAUCUAAUACACAAGCCUGACACAUAUUUCUAGUUGAGUGAGAAUAUUAAAGUCAACAGGAUUGAAUGUGAGUGGUCUAUUCAUCAUCGGCACAAAGGAUCAAGGGACCCUGUAUUACUCUUUGCAAUAAUUAGUUUGAGUUACAAGGAGAGAGAGAUGGAGAGAGACCAUAGGGAACAAAUUUAAUUAAAUCAAAAAGCAACCUAGUUUGCAGUAUGUUAUUUGAUUGUGGUGGAUGAGAACACUAUUUAAGAUAUUUUUAGUUUUAAUUAAUUCCAUUUGUUUUUACUCAUUAGUGUUCACAUGUCUCAGUGAUACCAGUUCAACGUUAAUGAGUAUUAGCAGUUAGUUUUACAUACUCUUAUAUUCACGUUUAGAUAUUCUUUUGUAUCAAAUAUUUCAAUUGAAAUCAUGUCUGAA